Parnassius mnemosyne (clouded apollo) is the source of this 1371-nucleotide messenger RNA. The record is from the annotation of a GenBank genome assembly. Lineage: Eukaryota; Metazoa; Arthropoda; Insecta; Lepidoptera; Papilionidae.
AUGACGGAAACAGAUGCAACAAAGCGGCCACUGCAAAUGCCAGAAAAAUUUAUUCCAUAUCUGGAGAAACACAGGAUGUACAAACUAUUUAAAGACAUGAUGCAAGACUUGAUAAUCAACUUACCGCAGGACCAUUUGAAGCAUAUGAAGAUGUUCCUUAGUCAACGCACACACCUCGCUAAGGAUCCGGAUCGAGUCAUUAUCUUAGUUUCACCUGAGCUCAAUAUUGAUACAAAAAGCAUCGUCAAAGACCUAAUUAAAGACCUUGGUUUCUUUGUAAUCACACGCCGCUACGUGAUGGAUCGCUACGAGGAGAGCGAUAAGUACGUGCCGGGUUGCGUUUCGCCGGUGCUGAUGGCCGAAGUCACCAAGUCUCUUGUGACGAAACAUCCGGUAGCACAGGGGAGUUGGCUCAUGUUUGACCACCCAUGUACAGUCCGUGAGGCGCGUUGCCUGCAACAGUUGGGCGUGUUGCCAACCGUCACGUUAGUGCUGAUGCCUCCGCCGCCACAGGCUCCGCGGACAGAGAACCCACACACGCCUGCUCGCGGGUUCUUCCAGCAGGACUUCGAGGGACUCAAAUUCGCUUACAAGGCUACAUUAAAGGAGGUCCACAUCCAUCCAAAUGAGGACACGAAGGCGGUGGAAGCGAAGUGUGUGAAUGCAAUUCGUGCGUCAGCGGGCGGGGCUCAGGGAGCGGGUCAGUCGCUACAGGCCUUGGGUGCUCCCGGAGUGUACCGCGUGCUGCUACUGGGUCCGCGCGGUAGUGGCAGAAAGCGGCAAGCAGUUUCGCUCGCCGAACGCUUUGGACUCGUGAACUUGAACUUCGACGAUCUUUACAAAGUGGCCAUGCUAGGAGAAGACGAAAUAGGUGAAAAACUACGUAACUACGGCUGUAGCAAUCGGCUAAAGGCCGACAUUGUAAGGCGUCGGUUGGCCAAAAAGGAUUGCAUUGAUAACGGUUGGGUCCUCACUGGAUACCCGAACUCCGGCGCCGACUUCGAGAUGUUUGAGAACAUGCCCACGCCGCCGAAUCGGGUUAUAUUCUUGAACGCGGACUGGAAGACGUGUAAAGAUCGAAUCCUCUCGCGCGGCGUGGACUGCUGCACGGGAGCACCGGCGCCGCUCGGGUCCGGGCCACGCGUGCUUGCGCACCCUGCUGACAAUGAGGAGCAGCUGGAAAAGGAGUUGGACGCAUACUUUUCCGAAACUCUGGCAGAGCUCCGAGCAGCUGCCGGCAUUACCGCUGUUGAAAUAGACGCACUUAAACCUUUUGAUCAAGUUCAAACGGAAAUUCAAGCAGCCGUCAUGGCCGCACCAGCUUUCAACAUUGAAUUCGGUGCACAGCUGAGUAACGUCCGCGCCGAUUAG